UACUUGGGUCAUACCUGUGGUCGGGGCUGUUUCCCUCACUGGCAGCUACAAAAGACACCUGUCCUCACACUCAGACUCAAACACAGCAGGGCAGGAGACUUACUGUGAUACGACACUGGCGGCAAGCACACGAUGGGGAUAUUAGAUAUUUUUCUCCAGUCCUCCAGUUCUGUCCCCCUGUUGGGGGCUCUGGUGGUCCUGCUGCUCGUCUACCUUGUUUCCACCUUCAUCUUCAGCUCUCAGGAGAAAGGGAAGAAUCCUCCAGGACCAAAACCGCUGCCUCUGUUUGGCAACCUGCUGCAGCUGGACCUGGACAGACCCUACAACACGUUACUGAAGCUUUCCAAGAAAUAUGGAUCAGUGUUCACCGUCUAUUUCGGACCCAAGAAAGUGGUGGUCCUGGCAGGAUACAAGACAGUGAAGGAGGCACUUGUCAACCGUGCUGAAGAGUUUGGAGAAAGAGACCCGAUGCAAAUUGCGAAAGAUUUUAAUAAAGGACACGGAGUUUUAUGGUCCAAUGGUGAUUCCUGGAGAGACAUGAGGCGCUUUGCUUUAACCAACCUCAGAGACUUUGGGAUGGGGAAGAAGGCCUGUGAGGACAAAAUCACUGAGGAAUGUGAGCACCUGAUCGAAGUGUUUAAAAAAUCUAAAGGAGAAACCUUUGAUACGACCCAACCGAUGAACUAUGCAGUGUCUAAUAUCAUCUGCUCCAUUGUCUAUGGCAGCAGGUUUGAAUACGAUGACACAGAAUUCACAUCUCUGGUGGAUCGGACAAACAGAAACAUUCAGCUUGCAGGCUCCCCAUCAAUACAGGUGUACAACCUGUUCCCAUGGAUUGGGAGAUGGAUCGCCACCAAGAAGGAAUUCAACAAACUGACUGACGCCAAUAAGAAACAGAACUUACAGCUGUUCAGACGUCUUAGAGAGACCCUCAACCCACAGAUGUGCAGAGGCUUCGUGGAUGCCUUUCUGGUCCGCAAGCAACAUCUGGAGGAAUCUGGGAUUACCAACAGUCACUUCCACAAUGAAAACCUUAUGAACACAGUCCUGAAUCUCUUUGCUGCUGGCACGGACACAACAGCAACGACACUGAGGUGGGGACUUCUGCUGAUGGCGAAGUAUCCAAAAAUACAAGACCAGGUCCAGGAGGAGCUGAGCAGGGUGAUAGGAAGUCGUCAGGUGCAGGUUGAAGACAGGAAGAACCUGCCCUUCACUGACGCUGUCAUCCAUGAGACACAGAGACUGGCCAACAUCGUCCCCAUGGCGCUGCCUCACAAAACGAGCCAAGACGUCACCUUCCAGGGUUACUUCAUCAAGAAGGGGACCACGGUGUAUCCUCUCCUGACAUCUGUCCUCUAUGACGACAACGAGUGGGAGAAACCACACACGUUUCAUCCUGCUCACUUCCUGGACAAAGACGGGAAGUUUGUCAAGCGAGACGCAUUCAUGCCUUUUUCUGCAGGUCGCAGGAUUUGUCUCGGGGAGGGUCUGGCCCGGAUGGAGCUCUUCGUCUUCUUCACCACCCUCCUGCAGCACUUUCGUUUCACUCCUCCACCUGGAGUUUCAGAGGAUGAACUGGAUCUGACUCCACGUGUGGGCUUCACCCUCAACCCUUCACACCACAAACUGUGUGCUGUCUCCUGUAUGUGACAACAGAGCUUGAAAAUGCAGCUCGACUGACUUAUAUGCAAGAGAAUAGAUUUUAACUUGUAGGCUUUAAUACUUUUUUAGAGGACCUCAUAUCACAGCAGUGAACUUUAUUAAUCAGUUCCUUUCUAUUCUGUCAGAGUAGAGAAACUAAUGUAACUACUUCAUCAUGAAGAUCUGGUAUGUCCAUAAUUACAAUGCUGCACCUCCUGCCGAUCUCACACUCUAACUCUAAGAUCCUGAGACACCUGAACUUCUUCCUUUGGAGCAGAAAUGUAAUUCUACUGUACCAUGGCCUCACAUACAACAUGGGACCACAGUGUAUCCUCUCCUCACAUCUGUCCUGUAUGAUGAGAGUGAGUGGGAGAAACCAUACUCCUUUU
Seriola aureovittata is the source of this 2030-nucleotide messenger RNA. Its product is annotated as cytochrome P450 2K1-like. Gene Ontology annotation, cellular component: cytoplasm; intracellular membrane-bounded organelle. NCBI's taxonomy places the organism in Eukaryota, Metazoa, Chordata, Actinopteri, Carangiformes, Carangidae. Gene Ontology annotation, molecular function: iron ion binding; oxidoreductase activity, acting on paired donors, with incorporation or reduction of molecular oxygen, reduced flavin or flavoprotein as one donor, and incorporation of one atom of oxygen; heme binding. The record is from RefSeq and is a predicted model, not a curated record. The coding region runs from base 133 to 1650 and encodes 505 amino acids. The transcript is spliced from 10 exons. Gene Ontology annotation, biological process: xenobiotic metabolic process.